Messenger RNA from Anneissia japonica, 5023 nucleotides. RefSeq names its product nephrin-like. Lineage: Eukaryota; Metazoa; Echinodermata; Crinoidea; Comatulida; Comatulidae. The transcript has 2 exons. The coding region runs from base 673 to 2040 and encodes 455 amino acids. The record is from RefSeq and is a predicted model, not a curated record.
GAGACACGGUGCGGAUUCGGCUCUACUACUAUAGAUAUUACUGGCGAAAAAUAUUAAUGAGGUUACACCUGCUGUUCACUGAAUGGAGAAUUGACUUGAUCAUAUUUACCAGCUGAAUCAAUUUAAUAGUACAUACGGGAAUUCUCAAGGUGAAAAAAUAUCAACUUUUUAAAUUGAAAGCGUUGCUCAAUAGAAGAAUGCAAAAUACGAUUAAGUAUCAUCUGACAGGGAUUUCAAGAAAGCAGCAGCUGUAUUUAGUUUGGAAAUGGCUUCUUCCACUUAAUUGAUCCUUGGAGAAUCAGUUUGUUAAGUUUCACCACAAGAGAUUAUCUUAUUGGCCAGAAGAGAGGGUUCGAUGAAGGCAGUUAGGACAAACGUUUGUAAUUUCAUUAUCUUCUUGUUAGGAUAAUGGAAUAGAACAGCCCUCGUGAGUUAACUGGUCCAUCAGUUACCAAAUGUGAGUGAUCAUUCAGCAGCUUGCGAGUAUACUGACGACAUUACUCUCCGCGGUGAUCUAGACAGUGGAGCCAUUAAGAAGUAAACACGAGUUGAGUGACGAAUAAUCAUUCUCAGCAGGUUUUACUCAAAUAGAUAAUAGUUUGUAUAAUCUACGUUUUGAUAUGCACAACACUUCUUAAAUGAAAACAGCCUCAAACCUGGACGAAGUUCAUUAUGCUAUCUCUCUGCUCUAUUUUCAUAGCAAUUUUGGUAUUUCGAACAUUUGAAUUUGUGUACGCAGAUGAUAAAGCGGUAAGCCUACAGUUUACGUCACAUCCAACAGACAAUGAUGCAAUUGAAGGCACUAAGACGUUAUUAAGCUGCUAUGUUGAGGGCCUAAGUCAGGGUAUGGUCGUAUCAUGGAUGAGGGAUGACACACGUUUAAGCAAAGGUACAGAAUUAUUAAACAAUCCAAAUAAGAAACGUUACAAGUUGGAGGUUAAUAAUUCAGGACAUAUGUACAUUAUUUUCAUCGACCCAGUCCAAAUGUCCGAUGCAGAUCAUCUGUUCUUUUGUGCGGUAUAUAAAAAUGAUGUUGAAUUACUUAAGUCAAAAAAAUGCAGGUUAAAUAUAAAACAAGUUCCAUCUUUACAGUUUCCACAGUGCUCGAUGAGCAAGCCAAGUUACAUUGAAAAUGAUAGAGCGACAGUCACAUGUAUGACAGAGGAUGUUGAUCCGGAACCUACAAUCACUUUGAUGUACGAAAACAGGCCCGUUACGAAAGCAAUUAAGGAAAAAUCAGACGGUCAUGUUACAAAAAAAUAUACGUUCACAGUGGAUCGAAAAUAUGAUGGGAAAACGAUUAUUUGUUCACAGAGAACUACAGCUGUUCAAUCAUCCGAGUUGCGGAAUUGUAGCGCUGGUCCUUUUAGGAUCAAGUACAAACCUAAUGUCACAAUACAAGGUAAUCUGUAUCACCACAUUGGUAAAGAGGAACUUUACGUGUGCAGGGCCGAUGCAAAACCGGCCGCAAAUAUGUACUUAUGGUCUUUUGAACCAAAUCUCCCAUCGGAAUACCACAAAAUAGAAAACAAUGAUCAAGUUUUGCGCCUUAACAUUCCAGAUAAUUAUAACGGUACAACGAUUCGCUGUGAGGUUUACAAUUCUGUUGGAAGCAGCAUGCAAGAGAUUCAAAUCUUUACGUAUUAUGACCCGUCAGACCCGACAUUUACUGUGGAAAAGGUAGGUUCAAGCAAUGACUUCACUAACAAUAAAAAUCCUGGUUCGUCCGUAGACUCCACAACUAUGUUAUCCAUUGCUGGUAGUGCAUUAAUGCUCACUGCUUUAUUGAUUGGAAUAUUAUUAUGUUAUUUUCAAAUCUGUAAAAUACAAAGGAAUUCUUUGACGGCAUCAGGAUAUAGAAUUGCACAACCAGAAGUUUACUUUGUUCCCAAGGACAGUAUUGCACCGUCAGUACAGAACUGCGACUGCAACGAUUGGAAACGAACAGUAGGCAUACAAGUUCCCACUGACUUAGAUAUUGAGUCUGUCUACAUGGAUAUUGAAGAUGGUAAAAAAACAUGUUCACAUAAAUCGGUGUGAAUAAUACAAAUUUUGUUUGUUUUGAGAUUGUUGUGUAAAGAAUAUGUAUAUAUGUUUUUGCUGCAAAAAAAUAGAAGUUGUGUACCAUGAAGAUAUAUUUGGAUUUGGAUAUUAUUAGAGAGCAGAUAUGAAGGUCAUUUUUUAACAAAGAUUAUUUGUAUAAUAGGUAAUAUACACAUUAGUUCCAAGUAGAAAAUUGCGAUUGGAAAACAAGGGCUUAAUCUAAAGGAAAAUGGUGUUAAUGUCGAUUAGCAUAAGACCAUGUGUGUACCAAUUAAUUUUGUUAGAGCAAUUUUCCAAUAUAUUUGAAUUUUAAGUGUAAUUACACAAUGCUAAUCCGGUCUUUAUAGCUCAUAGAGUUAAUCUUUUAAGAAAUUGUGAAUUAACUCCACAUAAAAAUGCAAAAAACUUAAUUUGUUUUGAAAUAUGUUUCCAUGGUUAAAUGUCUCAAUAAAAUAUGUCAUUGAAUUUUGAUUAUAACAUAAUAAAGAAAAUAAAUAACAAAAAUCUCAAAAUGUUAAUAAAAUAUAUUGAGAAGACAUCCAAUGACAUUCCACAACUUAAUAUUAUUUUGCACAACCCAUCAAAACACCAAUAAAAGGGAAUUAAUCACAUUUUUAUGAUGCUUAUACUGUUAUCUUGCAUUUAAAGUUUAAUAGAAAAAUGGUGCUGAAAAUUCAACCAGAACAACAAGAAUAGUUGAAGAUAAAUUGUUUCCAAGUACUACAGUAAAUGCAUCAAUUUAACAAUUACAUGCAAGAUUUAUUCUUUUAUGGAGGAAAAAAUAAUACUUUAAUAAUAUGUCUGAUUCUAUAGUGCAUAAGGCCAAGGACUUUAUGCUCAUAAAAUAAUUACCCAAGUCAUAGGAUAACACCUAUGAAACACACACUCUGGUCCCUUGGGGGGAGUAUCCCAUAAUGUUGCUGUUAAAGUAAGUGUGCAUUGGCAUUUGAACUCAGAGAAGACUUUUUUAUACCUUGUUUAGUGAACACACUGCCCGCCAAUGAAGAUGAUUUCAAAUAAAAAUAAAAUUUUAUUUUUAGCCAAUCAACGCACUUGUCGCCAUAAAAAAUGGAAAUUUCAGAAUAAAAUAAAAGUUUUCCUUUAUUUUAUUAUGCCCACUGCUACAUUGUUUUCCCCAUAAAUGUAUAUUUCUUCCUAACUAUAGAAAUUUAAAGCAUUUAACCAUCCUAUUACUACAUUGUUUACAUGCACCAAUAAAAUUGUAUUUUUAUUUUCACCUCCAGCCAUCUGGAUGUUUUUGGCAAAACUAUUUCCUAAAUAAGAAAACAAAAUUUUACUUUUAUUUUUUUUCUGCCCUCUGACUAUCUUAAAAAUGCAUAAGUUUGUGAAACAAGGUAUAAAAAACCCUUGCCUUAGGUACCACUUACUCUACACUCUGGAAUUGGAAUAUAGCAAAACAAUAUGGUAAAAAUGAUAAUUAUUACAAUAUACAUACAGCUGGUAAAAAUGCAUUUAUACAUUAAUUUUGCAUUAAGGCAUAAUAAGAAUGUGUACUAGGCCUAUAUAUAAUGUAUAUAUGAAAUAAGUGGACCAAAUGCCUCUGAAAGCAUAUGUUGAAUAAAUUAACUAUACAAGUUUUAAAUGUAGUUUUCUGACCAUUUUUUUUUAUCAUACGUUACAAUUUGGCUGGUUGAUCGUCAUAUCAAACUAUCCCUUUCGCCCAGAUUAGGUAGUAGGGAGAGCUUUUGAUUGCACGACGACAGUAGGACAAAGAACGUAAUGACGUCACUAAAAGUCACCUGAGCAUGUGAAAAUGUUAAAUUCUCCUCAUUGUGUUGAAUUCUAGGACGCAAUUUGGCCAAAUCUAUGUAUACAGAGAACGUAGGGUGCUCGGUACUGCAGUCAUGCAUGAGUGAUUCCAUUCUAGCGUUGCGUCGUCGUACAAAUUAAAAGCUCCCUUAUAUUUAUUCAUCAUUUUCUUUAUAUGAAAAUCUUCCAGCUUUACUCAUAAAUUGCAAAUAGAUAUACAGUACAAUAACCAUCUCUUUGGCUUACUGUAUCACGAAAAUUGUUUGACUAAAUUUUUCAAAUUAAACAUCAUGCUUAAUAUAUAAGAAUAUAAGAGUGGUAUUACCAGCAAAGUAGUAUUUAUAAUAAUGUAAGCGUGCAAUUACAGUGCACUCUCUAAUUUGAGACCCCUCUAAUUUGAGACCAUUUAAAAAAAUAAACCAAAUAUUAACAAUCUUCAAUUCACAACGCUAGUCCUUUAAUUGGAGAUGGAACCCCAAGACUACUGAAAUUUUUAGAUUCCAAAGGUACUCUUGAAUUGGAGGGUGAACUGUAUUCAAUUUUUUCAAGGGGAAGAACAGGAAAAAGAGAGGUGAUGUGGUAGAAUGACCAGACUCUUUGAGACAUGACAGAUGGGGGCAGGCAGAGUUGCUGUAAAGGCAUUUAAUGCUGAUAUAAACACAUUUCGUUAGUUCAAUCAUCGGACAAUGAUCAGCGAAUUUGAUCAAAAUUGUAUUGAUAUGCAAUAUAUAUUUUGUCUUAGUAACAAAGACAGAAGCUAUUGGAAGCCAGAUGAAAGUACUCAAACACUUACGGAUUUGUUUUAUAGCAGAUACAAGAUACAAUAUGAACCACUGCCACUGGGGAUUUGGCAGCUGCACUACCUCCAGCUACCACCUUUAAUGACCUUGAGUAUACAGUAGUAGGAAGUCAAUGUAGAACUGACACAAACACAUCGAAAUAGCAUUUGCAGUACCUACGACUACUAGUGGAUCAAACUCAACACUAGUCACUAAGCACAAUCUCGGUGGUCUACUGGUUAUGACACCUGGAGGACGUGGGUUCAAUUCCUGCCCAAAUCACUUACAAAUUUUUUUUGCUAGUAUUUGGGAACGUACUGAGUAUUCAGUACGAUUACUAGUCAGGUAGGGCAAAACAUCACUCUUACAGUAGGAAGUUCUUAGAAAUAUGUUCGUUUUUAACAACUACAAUAAAUAUAAAAUAUUCUUUA